AUGCCCCGACCGUCCACCGUUGUCCUCAUCCUGACGGCCCUGCUAUCCCUCGCUUCGGGCUCCUUCAGCACCGUGACGGACGACCACCUGCGUUCGAUACCGUCACCGAAUGAUGACUUCAACAUCAAAGAGGGCAAGCUCCUCGCCCCCAUCUUGAUUCCUCGGGUGCCUGGCACGGAUGGCUCGUACAAGGUCCAGAAGCACUUUGUCGACUUCUUCGAAAACGAAUUGCCAGAAUGGCGGCGCAUAUCGCAGAACUCGACCAGCAAGACACCCGUCACGGGCGACAGAGACGUACCCUUCACGAACUGGAUCUUCCAACGCGAUCCGCCGUGGGCUCGCGAGGGCGAUGUUGGCCGCCUCACGCUAGUCGCCCACUUUGACAGCCUGAUCAAGCCAGAGGGCUUCAUUGGAGCCAUUGACAGCGCGGCUCCCUGUGCCAUGCUCAUGCACGUGGCGCGCAGCAUCGACGACGCCCUGACUUCGAAAUGGAAAGAAAUGGAAGACUCGGGGGACGCUGGGCUCGAGGAGGCAAAGGGUAUACAGAUCAUCUUCCUGGACGGCGAGGAGGCAUUUGAACGCUGGUCGGACGAUGACUCCCUCUACGGCGCUAGGAGCCUGGCCGCCGAGUGGGAAAGGACGCCGCACGAAAGCAUGUCUACCUACAAGACACCCCUUGACAGCAUCAGCCUGUUCGUCUUGUUGGAUCUGCUAGGCGCGGAGGGGCCGACGGUCCCGAGCUACUUCCUGCCAACGCACUGGGCAUACCGAAACAUGGCCGAUCUCGAGAAACGCAUGCGCGACUUGAAGCUCCUGGAGAGCUCGCCGAAACAGCCCUUUUUGCCGGAUGGAGACAAGGAAGCUACCACUUUUGGGAGGGGCUUCAUCGGGGACGACCAUGUGCCUUUUAUGCAGCGCGGUGUUGAGAUCUUACAUCUCAUUCCCAGCCCUUUUCCGAGAGAUUUGUGGCACAAGAUGGAGGACGACGGCGAGCAUCUUGACUUGGGGACUUGUAGAGAUUGGAGUCGGAUCGUGACAGCAUUUACCAUGGAAUGGCUCGAAAUCGGGGACUAUAUGCCUAAGAAGGUUGCCCGUGAAGAGGGCAGCAAAUCUGGCGUGGAAAAGGGGAAAAGGACCGAGCUAUGA
Messenger RNA from Emericellopsis atlantica, 1146 nucleotides. RefSeq names its product peptidase family M28-domain-containing protein. Gene Ontology annotation, molecular function: zinc ion binding; glutaminyl-peptide cyclotransferase activity. NCBI's taxonomy places the organism in Eukaryota, Fungi, Ascomycota, Sordariomycetes, Hypocreales, Bionectriaceae. The transcript has a single exon. The record is from RefSeq and is a predicted model, not a curated record. The coding region runs from base 1 to 1146 and encodes 381 amino acids.